AAACCAGAUGGUUAAGAGAGUCACGUCAACUGUGACCGAGUAAAGUUAGUCAGAAAGCAACAGUCGAUAACAGUUGAGGCUUCCAGAGUAAUGUUGCUUGAUCUACAUUUGGAUUUGGUGGAAGUUGUACGUGGUUUGUCUUAGGUCUGCUUUACUCUUCAACAACUCGGAACUUGUUGAGAAUGUUGGAAAUGUGUGGAUAAUACUAUAUGAUGAAGUCCAGCUAAGGAUAAGAGCAUAUGUACUAAAUAUGGAUUGGACAUUCUGGAUUUCUGUUCUUGCCCAUCUAAUCAUCUCAGACUACGCGUCAGGGCUGAAACAACAGAAUCUAUUCAACCUGACAGUGGAGGUAUGGGAUGGCGAGGUGAUGUUGCUCUGGCAACCGCCAAAAGAGGCCCCUUCACCAGCUCAGUACCGGGUGCAGAUGGAAAGAUACGGAGCAACUAACUGGAAAAAUGUUACAAGCUGUGGAAAUACACAGGAAACACACUGCGACCUUACUCGUUAUAUUGAAGACCCCAAACAAUUGUACAAGGUCCGGGUAGGAUUGAUCACUGAGAAUGGCAACCUUACAUGGUCAACACCAAAGAGAUUCAACCCCAAAGACACUCAACUGCUGAUCCCCUCCAGCACAGUUUUGCUCACCUCAACUUCAGUAAUUGUCAGAGUUUACAGAAAGCCCCUUUUAAAAAGGAUCUACCCAUUUGGCCUGCUAUACACUGUCCACCUACAGGAGAGAGGACUGCAAAACAAGACCACAGUAUGGACGUUUACGAUGGAUGGUGACGAGGAUGAGGCUGAGGUCCUGUUCAGGUCUCUUCACUGGGGAGAGGAGUACUGCGUUAGCCUCAGAGUGGAAGGCAGUGGAGGACGGUCUAGCAGCAAGUUCUCCCCUGCGGAAUGCUUCUUCCUACCAGAGCAAGAGUGGUUCAUCAUGGCAAUAGUGUCCUUCUCCAUACUCAGUGUGACAGUGGUCCUGUUAGUCCUGGCUCUUGGCACUUUCUUCUUCCUGUGGCGUCCAAGGAAAAUGCCUGCUUCACUGAAAUCCCUAAACAGCGGCUGGCAUCCUCUCAGUGUGGGAGAGGUCCCAGUUGAGAUUGUCACAGACAAAGGCUGGUUCAUCAGCAAAACAACAACGGACGCCAUGGACUGGGUGGCCAAUGACAUGACUAUGCCAGCAGUGACAGAAGAUCAGAAAGAAGAGAUGGACAGGAAAAUGAGCCUGGACAGUGGGGUUAGCACUAAAUCACACAUUUCGAUCAGGAACAAAGGCAGUUCGGCAAGGCAAGAGGACAGUGGCUGCGGAAGUCUGGGAGCACCGGAAAGCGUUGUCAGCAGCAGCAGCGGAACUGAGGAGUCAACUUUGCGGGAUGGGAGGACUAACGGAGACAUGGGACUGACAGAGGACAGUGGGAUGGGCAUGGGAUGCCGGUCAGGCUCUGCUGUGAGUCUACAUGGGGAGGACUGUGGACAUUUGGCUGAGCGUCUGUUGAUGACGGGGGAUUGCUACCGGAGCCAGAGCCCCUCUUCAGUGGACGCCCAUGUGACAGAAAAUGAGACCGUUACCUGUGAUUCUGCCCCGGGAUACCGGUCGGGUCACUUGGCCUGCAUUUGUUUAGGGGCAGGCCAAUGUCUAUGGUGCCAAGCAGUUAGACACUACAAGAGUAGAGUCGAUGGACAGUCUGUGGCCUGUAGCAAUUUUCCAGAGGAGCAGCUAAUUGGCGGCAAUCUCACGGGUGACACAUGUGAGAUGGAAUCAACAUUCUUUUGCUAUAAAAAGAAUAGACUUGACAUAGAAACGUUAGGACAUUUGGAGGGUCCACUGCUUACCUGUACAGAUGAAUCCUUUCCACUACUGACAGCUUUAUCGAAGUGCCCCCUUGGGGAGGAAGGACUGGACUGGGGCGUGAAAACGAUUUCUCUUUCUCUGGGUGAUUUAAAAGUGACUUUCGAUUGACACUCAUGAAUCUGACCUGAGGACACGAUGCGACACACAGGCCCGCCAUAUUGUGGAAAGUGAUGCAACAUGUAUAUAAAAUCCUUUGUAUGCCAUUUCAAGUAAACACUCAAUAAAUGUUUUUGGUACCA
This is a messenger RNA of Esox lucius (northern pike), 2088 nucleotides long. RefSeq names its product interleukin 10 receptor, alpha (gene il10ra). Gene Ontology annotation, molecular function: protein binding. The transcript has 7 exons. NCBI's taxonomy places the organism in Eukaryota, Metazoa, Chordata, Actinopteri, Esociformes, Esocidae. The record is from RefSeq and is a predicted model, not a curated record. Bases 251 to 1957 code for a protein of 568 amino acids.